Patella vulgata (common limpet) is the source of this 4885-nucleotide messenger RNA. RefSeq names its product coiled-coil domain-containing protein 6. Lineage: Eukaryota; Metazoa; Mollusca; Gastropoda; Patellidae. The record is from RefSeq and is a predicted model, not a curated record. Bases 57 to 1379 code for a protein of 440 amino acids. The transcript has 9 exons.
GUACGAAACUAAGGCUCUUGAGACACGCGUUAACUCCUCACUGAUUGUCGUUUACAAUGGCGGACAGUGCCAGCGAAUUGGAGAGCGAUACGAGCUCAAUAGAUGGGGGUCCCACGAUGAAACCCCCAUCGCCAGCCCAAUUAGAACAACUUCAGAAAAGAAUUGAAUCCUUGCAGCAGGAGAACAGGGUUUUAAAAAUGGAAUUGGAAACGUACAAAAUGAAAUGCAAGUCUUUACAAGAAGAGAACCGAGAGCUGAGGAAAGCUAGUGUCACAAUCCAAGCGAAAGCUGAACAAGAGGAAGAGUUUAUCAGUAACACAUUAUUGAAAAAAAUCCAAUCAUUGAAAAAAGAAAAAGAAACAUUGGCCAUGAACUAUGAACAGGAAGAAGAAUAUCUGACCAAUGAUCUUUCAAGAAAAUUGAUGCAGUUGCGACAAGAGAAAAUGGAGCUGGAACAGACACUAGAAAAAGAACAAGAAUACCAAAUAAAUAAACUGAUGAGAAAAAUUGAAAAAUUGGAAGCGGAUACACUUUCUAAACAACAAACAUUAGAACAGUUGAGAAGAGAAAAGGUAGAAUUGGAAAAUGCUCUAGAACAAGAACAAGAAAGUUUAGUGAACAGAUUAUGGAAAAGAAUGGAUAAAUUAGAAUCUGAAAAAAGAAUGUUACAAGAAAAAUUAGAGCAGCCGGUAUCAGCGCCACCUUCACCACGAGACAUGAACAAUGGUGACACAGCACAUAAUCUGAUGCAACAUAUUGGAAAUUUACGUGGAGAAGUUUCAAGGUUAAAAGGUCAACUACGAGCGGGUCAGCUUGAACAUGAAGAAAAGAUGGCCCAGUAUGCGCAAGAGGAGAGAAAUAUUCGCGAGGAAAAUCUCCGCCUUCAGAGACGACUUCAGUUAGAGAUGGAAAGGAGAGAAAAUUUAUGUCGUCAUUUAUCCGAGAGUGAAUCCAGUUUAGAAAUGGAUGAUGAAAGACAUUUUAAUGAAAUGACCAAACAGCAAGAUUUGAAUCACCCUGUCCGUCCACGUACUGUAUCAAGUCCGAUACCUUACGCUUCACCAAACACGUCACGCCCCUUAUCACCAGGAAUGUCGUCAAUGAUGGCCAAGAGUCCUCCCAGUCCAAUGAGGCGGAACAUACCGGCCCAGAUGUUUCACAUUCCAGGUCACGGUCAAUCGACCCCACUAAACCAAUGUCAUGGUCAAACUUCUCACAAUACCACUAUGGCGGGCCAUGGUCCAUCAAACUUUCUACCAGGGACUUCACCGCCUGUCUUUGCAAGUUCGGUUAACCCCAACAUCCAUAAACCAAGGGUUAGUCCUGAGAAAUUUGUGAAACCAAGUGGAUUCCCAAGUGACAAAACUGAGAAGACAUGACAGUUAUAAAUUGUGUUUUUAUUCAAUGGCAUUAAUGCGUGUGAUUCAGAAAUAUAUAUAUAAAUAUAUAUAUAAAAAUAUACUUUGAAACAAUACUUACACAAUGUUUAUUUGUGGUAACAUUGGCAUUUAGUCCUAAUGUGAUGUCUUAACAUUUCUGUGCUUUCUGUACCACUUGCUGAUUGGACAGUUCGUUAUCUAGGUAACCAUGGCUUUCAAGACAAACAUGGAAGCUGUAACUUUUGUUUAUUUUUUAUUUUUUUCUCGUGUUCGUCCAUUAGUGCAGACAGGGGAGGAUAACCUGUGUACGACAGAACUUUGUUAUGAAAGAGAAAAUUGGUUUUGUUUUUUGGAGUGAAGAAUGGUCAAGUUUGGAUUAAGAAAAACCCAAAUAUCUUUUGACGCCAACUUUUCUCUCGUGUUUCUUUUUUUCUUGUGUUCUAUGAUAAUUAAUAACUUCAUGUGCUAUUUAAGGCUUUUAAUAUUCUAUUCUAUUUAUAUAUUAACUGUUACCGAUUUAAUUCUGUAUCUACAGUUGUAGGGAAAAACAACAAGCAAGCCUGGAAAAAAACGAUUCAAAUUGUCUCAGACAAAAUGUCAGACACAAUUGUACCUGGCUGUCUUAAAUGGGUGCAUGGAUAGUAUUCAAAAUAACCAAAAAUAAGUCCCACGGAAGAUCUGUGCCUAAAGCAGUUGUUGUCAGUAUUAUCGAUUUAUUAACCCAUAACUGGUCAAAAUCAUUUUGACGUCAAAUGGUCAGGCUAAAUAAAGGCUAAGUUGAAAUAUUUUAUAUGCUUAUUUCAAACGUCUACUGCCGGAUAAUUAUAAGUGAUAGACUCUUGACACCAAUAAAAAAAGUUGACGGGAAUAAGUUGAUCUAUAAUUUGCACUAUUUUUUUCACCUCAUUUCAAAAUGCAAAUUCAGUUAAUUUGCAUAAUUAACGAAUUGUUUUGGUUUUUUUCCCGGUAUUUUACUUCAAAAGGUGUCGAAAACAUGAUUUUGAUCACAAAAAUUAUUGAAAGCGGCACCCUCACACGUUCUCUCAUUUCCUAAAUCAUUUUCAUCAGAAAUAUCGCCUUCAGAAUCGGUUUCACCGAUAUAAUCCGAGUCGGAAUCAUUCAUAAGAAUUUCAACCACUUUGCCAGUCUUUAACCUUUUUGACAUCGUUAAAAAAUUAUGUAUUUUGUCAAAAAAUGUUGAACAAAGACAUGUUUUUCUCAAUGUCAUUGAAAAGACAAGUUUCUGUCUGACACGCAUGCAUGGUAAUAUCAAUUAAAUACGAAACUAAAUGCUACUUAUAAAAAAGGUUCUUGCUGUGGUCAACUUUAGUCGACCAUGACCACUUAGCUGUAUAUGGUUGUGGUGAUUAUUGUCGACAAUGAACGGUUAAGGGUUAAAGGUUUGAUGCAUCAUUUUAAGCAAUAUUCUCAAUCUGAUUAAAACAAAGAUCCUUUUUUGUUUCGUUUUAUUUUAUAGUUCAAAAUUUCGUUUUACUUGUCUUUACUACACUAGGAUCUGGAAGAAUUGUUGUAUAACCCUUGUUCUUGGCGUGCGAUGCACACAAUUGUAGGUAUCCUACUAGAAACAUUAACGCUGGUUGAUUAAUCAGAUAUCUGACGUCAGUAAGGUCAAAAGCCGCUUGUAUGACCCUUGACACGACCUCCCACUACAACUGGUCAGAUCUUCAUGUAGUAGAUGUUAUUGAAAGUAAAACAAAACGAAACGAAAUAUAGAUCUGUAUUUUAAUCAGAUUGCAAUAUUGUAAAAGAUAAAUUUCUAAUAACAGUAUCAGGCCAAAAAUGGAUCAAUUCCGUUCGAUAUUUACAAAGUUGUGUUGAAUUGAAAUUUCAUCGAUCUAUUUUGUUUGCUACAUGUAUGUAAUAAAGUCCUCCACCAUUUUCUUUUUGGCGAACAGAAAUGAUAGGCCCUUUUUUUUUUUUUUAAACUGCGAUUGAAUUCAAGUCAUUAUCUAGCAUGAAUAUUUUGAUUAUUAUUCUUAAUUAAAUAUUAAAUAAUGAAUCUUAGUACAUAUUAGCAUGGAUUAAGCCGUGUCAAUUUUGAUAUUUUAGCUUCAAAUGUUCAACAAUCAGUCGAAUUACACAUUAGCCUGGAUUAAGCAGUAAGAAAUUUAAGCAUUGAGAAAUUUGAUAUUUUCGCAAAAGAUACAAAUGAUGCAUCAUGCUAAACAUAAUACAAUUACAAUAAUGUGUUUCGAUCAGUUAUCUUCCCUUUUCUCUGUGUUAGUCCCGAAAUGACCUAGUUUGUGUCAAGUGGAGGUUACCCACCCCCACCCUCUCUCUCUCUUCUCUAUGAUCCAAUCCAUUAAAUCAUCGCCCAUUGGGGUAAUUUAGAACUUGUCAGAAGUUGCAGCAGCUAUUUUGAUUGAUUUGCCACGAAACCUAGUCAGUCGGACGGGGCAAUAAUUUCAAUAAAUUAAAAUAUAUCACAAAAAAUAAACUUUAUUGACAGUAUUUUUUGGCCAUUUAAAAUUCCACAAUAUAUUAUUGUAUUUUAUUGAAAUACAAUGAUUUAAAGCUACAUGUUUACUAUCUAUUGGAGAGGUUUUCCAGACCUUUGUUUGACGUUCUAACUAAUGAUGUCAACUGGCAGACUAUCACAAUUGAAGUAACGACCACUCUCAAGAUUAGUCGCAUUAUUCUGUUACGUCUUUUUUGUAAAUCAUUUUUUUUUUUUUUUUUUCAUUUUGAGAAUAGCCAGUACCAUAACAUUCCCGGGACUGUACAGCGCAGUGGACGCUUAUGACUAGCCCCUGGAUCCAUUCACUUACUUUGAUAUGUAGUUUGUUUGUUAUUUCUACGUAUUGUGUCUUGUCCGUGGAUUUGUUUUGUGUAAUUGAGUGUGGUGCAGUCCCCCUGCACUUACUAUUUGAGUCUUUUUCGUGAAGUACUGUAUAUUGCAAGGAUGACAUACAUAUUGUGGAUUUUUAUAUCGUUAUCACAAUAAUGAAAUUUUCAAGUAUCGUCCAGCACUAGAACCUGGUAGACCAAUGAAAAUAAUCCUCUCAUAAUUUCUGUCAGAUGUGGCGAUGGUUAAAUUAAUCAAUUGAUAAUGCUCAAUACUGUUAAAUGACAGGCAUCGGAGCUUGGUGGCGGACGCAUGAUCUUUGGCUAGUAGGGGCCCUGAGUGGAUUCGGGUGGGCCCAGGGUUCUCCUCCACAGAAAUUUAGACAAAUCUUGAUCAGAUCCAGAUAUAAUAUAAUUCAAUUUCAAGCCCUGGAUCACCCCAAUCAACAAUUAAAACCUGAAAUUCAAACAGAAUCAUAGUGAAUUUAUUUUGCCGAUAUCCCCUACAGCCAGGGCUGUAUAAAUUGCGCCUGGCUUUGUCCGUGACAGGUCGUUUUUUUCCAAGCUUGUUUAAAAGUUAUAUAUACAAGUCUGAAGAGCUCUCUUCUAACAUAAUGAUGUACCAUGUAUUACAGUUAUUGAGAAUAAAAUAGAAGAAUUCUUCAAAACACCAAAGAAAAAAUGUUUUUUAAACACUCUUU